This is a messenger RNA of Oryctolagus cuniculus (rabbit), 14873 nucleotides long. The record is from RefSeq and is a predicted model, not a curated record. Lineage: Eukaryota; Metazoa; Chordata; Mammalia; Lagomorpha; Leporidae.
ACUCGGAUUAGGCCAUGGCCACAUAGGGUAUUUUCCCUGGGGGUCCCAGGAAAGCGGAUGGUUACAAGGAGGGAGAAACCACUGUGUGCAUGUAAACCAGUGUAUUCCUGGGUGUGUGGCCCUCUCAGACAGCCCAGGGACUAUUGCUGUAGCACUGGCUCUGGAUGGAAACACAGCCUGACUUGGCACUAAAACCGCUGUCACUAUUGCACUUUGCAUGGGUUUUUCAGAAAUGAUGACUCUGUGAUGACUCUUCUGCUGUUCUUGGGUCUGAGUCUGGCUUGUAAGGUGACGUGGAGGGUUUGAUGUGGCUUUGUAACUAAGAUUUUUUUGUGUGGGGGGAGGUUUAACUGUCCCUUCCACAGCCAUUGUGGUUACCCAGCAACAAGGGACCGCCGAGCAGCAGCAGGGAUUCUAAAACUCUCAGGAAUGGAGACACUUGGUGUCUGUCCCGGGCAGCAGAUUCUGGCGGGUCCGCAUUGAGAUGGGAGAAUGCUACAGCAAGAGAUCUGUGGCCCCAGGGUCUGUAACCCCAGAGAGAAGCAGUAUCCAGUCGGGAAGUUCAGAGUCAGACACUCGACUGGAACACAAAGGAUUGCAAGAGUCCCUGGACCCUGGACAGACGGCAUUUGCUUUGGCCCAACUUGAGUCCUUGGAGAUUUGCCUAAAGGAAGCAGAAGAAAAGGCUAAAGUUUUAUCCAAACAGCUUGCAGUCUCGGAAGGAACAAAAUUGAAACUGCUUGAACGAGUUUCCUGGCUGGAGAAAAAACUAGAGGCUUUGGACCAUAAGGAAACCAGUGGGGAGCCAUAUGAAAAAAUAGUUCAUUUGAAAGACCAGUGCAUUGAGAAAUUGCAGGCUGAGGUCACAGCAUCCCAGGAACUGCUUGUAGCCCAUAAACUGGAGCACAAAAAGAAAGUGGAAAAGCUGCAAACCGAUUUGGCAAUCGCUAAACAAGAGGCCGCCAUCACGGCGCUGGAGCUCUCGGAGGAGAUAAAGAUGCUGCGUGAGGGAAAGCCCGCCCCCAGAGACCGCUCUCUGGAAGAGGUCUCUGGGGGUCUCCCCGCUGUGGAAGAAGGUGACAGAAAAGUGACCCUCAUCAUGGAGUUGUCAUGCCUGAUUUCCCUUCACACGGACAGGAUCAGUCAGCUGGAGGACAUCCUGGAGGAAAAAGACAGGAAAAUUCAGCAGCUGGAGGCGGAGCGGGAGCCCCCUGCCUCUGGAGACUUCCAGGACCCCCCAGAAUGUUAGAAGAAACCUCAGUAUUCUUUUGUGGUGGCAUCACUAUUGUGAUCUCUAAUAAGAAUAUGUGAAGAUUCCCAGUAAGAAAACAAUAAAGGAUUUUUUAAAAACUGUCAUUGAGGUAGAAUCCAGAACCCAAGUAAGCCUCAUUAGCAAACUCAAGUUCAUAGGUCUGAAUGCAUCCUUUAAAGUUGGCACUGGAAGGAACCAAAACAAAGGGAAGCUUUCAGAAGCCAACCAUGAAUAUUGCCCAUUUAGCCAGCAGUAGUCACAUACCCUACACCGCUGUAGCUUGCAAUGCUUUUCUGUGGGGAGCAACCCGGACUAGACUAAGUUACUGGAAUUAGGACUUAUUCUAUGCAUCUGCUCUCCCACAAUAUGGCGCUGAGAAGGGAGUAAGAACUUCUAUACAGCUGCCUCCAGUUCAACCAAUAAACAGCAGGAGCUGCUCCUGAUUGGAGGAGAGCAGCGUACUCGGCGUGUGGGUAGCAGAGUUGGGAUUGGCGGAAGAGGACUAUAAAGGAGGAGAGAGACAGCAUGCACGAGGAACAUCUAAGGGGAACACCUGUGCAGCCCCCAAGAGAGCCGGCCGGCGGUGUGCCGCUCCCCCGCGGAAGUGGGGAAUGUGGCAGGGGGAACCGCCCUUCCACGGAGGUGGAAGGGUCGGCAGCCAACCCGGGAAGAACCAGCAGCAAACCCGGGAAGGGCCGAGCAGACAAAAGAACAGCGCAGGGUCCUGUGUCGUUCCUCCACGAAGACGGGGAGCGACAUAAUGGUGCCGUGACUCGGAUAGAAAACUUAGGAGGGAAGAAAUGGGAAAAUACCGGAGAGAGAAACUAGCAAAGAGCCUAGGGAAAAGCCCGACGGAAAAGGUGCCAGAAGAAGCUAUCGAAAGCCUAGGCAUAGACUUGGAUACGGACUGUGGGAAAGAAGUUAGGAUUUAAUGUGAAAGCAAGAAGAAACUUAGACUCAGAUACGGACUGCAGGUUGAAAGUGAAAGUGAAACAUAUAAGAAACUCAGACUCGGAUACGGACUGUGGGGAGAAGCUAGGAGAAAUGAGGGAGGAAUAUUGUUGGAAGAAAACUUAGGGAAACAUACCGGGUAGAGAAAAAUGUUAGGGAGGAUGAAGCCACGAGUGCAGGCCGAGGCGGAAACAUAAGCCAGUUUGGAAUUCUUUAAGUCAGCCCGGGGGGCAAAAGGCGAAAAGUUAAACCAGAGGCGGAAACGUGGGCCAGGUUGGAAUCCGUCAGAUUAGCCCGGGGAGCAAAGGACGGGAAGCCAGACCAAAAGGCGCAGACGUGUGAGCUAGGUUGAAUUCGCCAGGUUAGCCCGGGGAACUUAGAUUGAAUACUAGUGGCGGAAACGUGAGCUGGGGCUGUGUGACUCGCGGAAGCCUCCGUGUGCAGAGAGAGCACGGGGCGUGAAUAGAUAGGGAACGCAGGGCUGGCGCGAGGCCGUGGUGCGGACGCGAAGGGCGUGGAGACCGCGGAGCGCGCAAAGCCAAGCCGCGCAAAGCCGGGAAGCCGUGCAGAGCCGUGAAGCUGCCGUGGGGCGGCGAGGUGCCGAGAAGCAGCCUCGGGGUGGGCGCCAGGAAGCCGCAGGGAUAAGAGAAACAGAAGUUUUAGAAGUAAAAUGAGAGAAAUAGGAAUGCUGGCAGAUAGAAGUAAAAUAGGAGAAAUAGGAAUGCCCGGAGAUAGAGAAAUAGAGAAAAAUAAGGCCUCCCCACACCACAGCAAUGAGAGGGCUUGGAUUCGGUCUGCCUGAUUAGUAAGGCGAUAAGCACCAGCAGGCAGCUCGACCAGAGUAUGAGCUGCAGGUCACCAAAGAUAGGCACGAAUCAACACCAAUAAGUCUCCCCACAAUACGGCAAUGAGAAGGCUUGGAUUCGGUUUGCCUGAUUGGUAGGGCUUGUAAGCACCUGCAGGCAGUUCUAGCAGAGUAGAGCAUGCGCUGCAGGGCACCGAACACAGGCACGCAUCAGCACCUAAAAACCUCCUCACAACAUGGCGAAGAGAGGACCCGGAUUCGGUUUGCCUGAUUGAUAGGACUUGUAAGCACCUGUGGGCAACUCUAGCAAGCAGAGCAGAGUGUGUGCUGCGGGGCACCAAAGACAGGCGCGUAUCAACGCCAAAAAUAAAAAGAAAGGGGGAUCUGUGGGGAGCAACCCGGACUAGACUAAGUUACUGGAAUUAGGACUUAUUCUAUGCAUCUGCUCUCCCACAAUAUGGCGCUGAGAAGGGAGUAAGAACUUCUAUACAGCUGCCUCCAGUUCAACCAAUAAACAGCAGGAGCUGCUCCUGAUUGGAGGAGAGCAGCGUACUCGGCGUGUGGGUAGCAGAGUUGGGAUUGGCGGAAGAGGACUAUAAAGGAGGAGAGAGACAGCAUGCACGAGGAACAUCUAAGGGGAACACCUGUGCAGCCCCCAAGAGAGCCGGCCGGCGGUGUGCCGCUCCCCCGCGGAAGUGGGGAAUGUGGCAGGGGGAACCGCCCUUCCACGGAGGUGGAAGGGUCGGCAGCCAACCCGGGAAGAACCAGCAGCAAACCCGGGAAGGGCCGAGCAGACAAAAGAACAGUGCAGGGUCCUGUGUCGUUCCUCCACGAAGACGGGGAGCGACACUUUUAGACAUUCCUGGUAACAUGGGAGAGGAAAGAGCAUAAAGUUGGACAGAUAUGAAAGAACUUAGCAUCAUCCUCUUCCCAGGGGUUUGUCCUGCUGCCUGGGAUGGAUGGCACCAACUCCAUCUGUUUGUGCAGCUCUGCUGUGAACAGGCAGCUGUUGUGGAGGGCCAUCAUCAGACCUGGGAGUGGAAUUCCAGAAGCAGAAUCGUCGGGCAGCCAAGUAAAUAGCCGUGUGGUGCAUCGUUUCAUGUCCUUGUGGAGUUUAUUUCUUUAUGGCGUGCAUUUUAUUAACAUUAGCAAGGGUGGAAAUGAAAUAAAACUGAAGCAAUAAAAAAAAAAAAAAAAGGAUGAAUCAGAGCUUGCAGCCCUUUGGGAAAAGUGUCCUAGGACAGCAUCUCCCUGGGAAAAGACACAACACUGGGUUUUCCCUCAGGAGAAGAGCAAGACCAAAACAAAACAGGCUCUUCUGUUAUGAUUGUACCACAGGGCAGUAAACAGCACAAAAUGAUGGCAGGAAGAGAGGAGCUCAGGCAAAGGAAAGUGACCCUGUCAUUAAUGGAAUAGUGGGAAUCACAUAUUCCUCUCCCACCCAUCCCCCUCAAGUCCACUGUUCCCACUGAGAGGGAGCCUCUGGACACUCACUGUGACCAAGACCUUGGUUCUUCGUUCUCUCUGUCAUGAUACAGCAUGACUUGGGCCAGUAGCUCCAGCUCCUUCAUCAGAGCAUCGGUAGAGCCCUUCUCAGCCUAAUUCAACCCAUUGAACAGAUGCGCAUCCAAACCCUUCUGCCUGCCAGGCAUGACAAUGGAUGUGAGAAAUCGCAAACACGAGGAUCACAACUUCUGCCUUCCAGGAGGUCACAGACACUUGCAAAGGAAGGCUGACCAUACCACCAGGUGCACAUGGAAGAGGCAGGGCAAGGGAGCUGGGCCCUCAUCUGGGGUGGAACUGAGCCGCUUCCGGGGAGGCGCUCACAGUGACUGAGCAGGGGUCAGUGAGAAGAAUGCCUGCUCCUGCCCUCCGGUUCAGGACCCAGCAAUGUGCAUUUAAACAAAGACUUGUGGUUUCAAGCAGAGUUGUCACACUCUUGCUCUCAUGGAAAAUCUGGAAAAUCCACUGCUCAUUGCGGACUGGGGAUGAGUCUUCUCCAGCACUUCACUAUGACCUUGGUAAGGAACCUCAAAAAGCAAGUUUCCAAAUCUGCUUUUUUUAUGUAAAAAAAAAGAAUCAGUUGAACUUGGACUCACAUAUAUAUGUUGGCUUUGCAAUAUUGAUUCUUGACAAAAAAAAAAAAAAUCCUACCAGCUGAUUGUUUUCAUACAGAGCUGAAAUUGUCCUCUAUUCUUAUUUAACCUGUUUCACCUGCAAUGGCUGCAGGUGUGUACAGUUGCACUUCAAUAUCAGAAAUGAAACCAACUUAAAAUUCGCUGAUCUUGAACAUGCACAUGCCACAGGAAGUAAUUUAAAGCACCACUUUUUGGUUUUUUUGGAGGGACUGGGUCUUUAUUUCAAAAAGACACUUGGUGUCAAAACAGUUACACUGUUGGUUUCUCUUUCACCCAACUAGCUCCAAAGAGAUUACACCCAAGGACAGUACAUUUUUUUAAAAGAUUUAUUUUUUGUUUAUUUGAAAGGCAGACUUGUGUAGAGAGAGAGAUCUUCCAUCCAUUGGUUCACUCCCCAAAUGGUCACAAUGGCUGGAACCUGGAGCUUCUGUCAGGUCUCCCACACGGGUGUAGGGACUCAAGCAUUUGGGCCAUCCUCUCUUGCUAUCCCAGGCUCAUUAGUGGGUAGCUGGAUCAGAAGUGAAGCAGCCAGGUCUCAAACCAGUGCCCAUAUGGAAUACUGGUGUCACAGGCUGAGGCUUAACCAGCUAAGUCACAAUGGCAGCCCCAGGAUAGUACAUAUUAAGCCCAUAAACUUUAAGAUGUAUACAUAAAAGAUCUCACCAGAACCUCACCAAAGCAGGGACUGGGUGGGGAAACGAACUUGGAAAGACAAGUACGCCUUCAGUGUACUUGUGUAGUGAGCUUUACUGCCAGAUGGGCUGGCCAACGUCCCCAAGUCUAGAGAAGCAAAGUUUCAACAUAAUGGAACAUUUCUAAAAUUGUGUACAUAAGCUUUUCAGGAUGUCCCCAGCACUGACUGCUACAAGGCACAAUGAGAUGGCACUGUUAGAAACAGCAGCUUCAGCAAAGGGUGAUGAGAGGACUUUUCUAUCGCUAAAUCAGUGGUGAAAACAUAAUUGUCUUUCUUUCAAGGAGGCAGAAACAGGAAUGCAAUGAAGUAGUCACUUCAACCCAAGGGCAUAUGAUCCAUUCUGCAGGCUAUUGGAAGGGGCAUUGGUGGGGCCAAAAAUUGGUCUCAGGGUCCCCCCCCCCCAUCUUAACUUGGUCACUUCUGAUGAAACAAAUUAAAAAUUAAAAAAAAAAAAUGUUGUCCCAAGGUACCUUAAAAGCUGUAAAGCUGAACAGCCUGGAGUUUUGUUUGUUUGGGGAUAGCUGCUCUUAGAGUCACCUCUCUGGUUAGGCUGAUACUUCACGCAGAGCACUGAGGUUCUCCACAGAGGAGUCUUUCCCUGGGCUCUGUCUGACUCCCAGUAAGGCAGGCCCGUCCCUUUUUCUCUUCUCUAUGGAGAGGGCACUAUGCAUUAAGCUGAAAGGUAGCUUCCCAAAGAAAGAAAGGGAUCAGAGUGAGUGCUGCUUCAGAUCGUGGAAUGACUUGGAACAUUUUACAAAAUGGUCACUCCAACAGCAGGAAAUGUCACUCCAACAACAGGAAAUGUCUCUCCAACAUCACGAAAUGUGUACAUCACAACUUGAAUGUAAAGACACUUGUGCAUUGUGCUCCCAGUUCCCCAAAGUGCUUGAUCUCUAGUCCUACUGGAAGGUCUUUGCAGAGGCAGAGACAGUUUGGUGGAAAAGACAUGGGAAAGGCUUAAGGAUGUUUAAGGAGUUCAAGAUUUAAGCUCAAGGAUGGAGAGGAGUGGCCAAAGGAGAAGGCAGCCUUCCAGGUCAUGAUCAGCCCUCGGUUUUGAGGUCAACUUCUGCAGCCUGGCUUUAGGAAGAGUCAGGUCAUAGGGAGGAAGAGCAGCUGGGUGGGACUUGGGUGCUCUUUGUCUCAUCCAGGUCAAGCAGGGUCUAGGCCCAGCUCCUUUGUGCACAGAAGAGCUCCUCUUUGGUGCAUUUCAGUUUGUCCUCCAAGUCAUCGACUGCCUCUUCCAGUUUGCCUACUGAUUUGGCAGCAAAUUCAGCGCAGGUCUCUGCCUCUUGAGCUUCUCAGCCUGAAGCUUUUUCUCUUCCUCGUAUUUGCCUCCUUUCUGAUAGCCCACAGUCCAACCAUUACACACAGUUUCCCCAGCAGCUGUCAGGCACUCAGGUUCUGGUGCAUCAGUCUCAAAUCCUCUCACCCAUCUCUCAGCAAUGGGGCCCUGCCAGCUCGGCUCAUUCCUCUGUGCCUUCCAAGUCUCCUUCAGUGAUCACCACAAUGUACGGGCCCCCUCUGCACACCUCCCAUCUGCCUCUUCUGCAACCUAAAACUCCUCCUUUUCACUGAGGUUGCUUCAUGCCUACACAAUCUGCUCCAUAAACUCUUCUUAGCUCCCCAAAUCCCAUGACCUCCUUGGUCUUUUCUAUUCCCCCUGCCUAACUAAAUGUCCCAGUUCCAGUCUUGAAGAGCUGCCCACUGCUUCUGACACUAAAGUGAGGCAGAGGAUUGACAUGUCUAUAUUAUUUCUGGAUGAAAUCCUUAAAUAUUUUUCUUUUAAAAAUUUUAAUUAAAUUUAUUUGAAGAGCAUGGGGACCAGAGGGGACCAUUGAGUCACUUCUCAUGCCUUCAAGGGAUAGGGCUGGGUCAGGGCAAAGCCAAGAGGCAGAAACUUGAUCCAGGUCUCCCAUGUGGGUGGGAAAAACCCAACUACUUGAGCUAUUGCCUAUGGCUGGGAUGCGCAGUAGCAAAAAACUGGAAUUGGGAGCAGACCUGGGCUCUCCAAUAUAGGAUGCAAGUGUCCCAAAUGAUGUCCAAAGCAUUAUGCCAAAUGUCUGCCCCUAAAUCUUUUCCUUUUGUUUAGACCAAACCAUCUUUAGGACUGUCAUCUCCACAAUUUUGAUACGUGAUAAUGCUAAAUCUCUGCUUUUUUACCAAAGGAUGCCUUAAACCCUUGGGAUAAUGAGGGUGACAUAGAAAGGAAGGAGAGAGAAAGAAAAUCCAUUACAUUCCAGAGAGGGAGAUCAGAGUUCACCAGCCAAUGCCCUGGCCAGCCCUCGGCAUGAAGUGGAGAUACAGUAACAGGCCGAGCAGGAGCUGCUAUUAAUUAUUAAUUGCUCCUGUCACCUCGAAAUCUGCCCAGACCAGCCACCGAAAAAGAAAGAGUCACGAGUCACAGUGCCCUGCCUUGCCAUCUUUGCAAGAAGCUGAGCUUAACUCGGGUCUAGGUUACCUCCCAGUCAGAGGAGAGGAGAGCUUUGGCCCAGAGGUGAAUCGUCUCUGGUAGUGACACCUUGAGGCUUAUGAGGCUGGAGGAGCAGGCAGCUGUUGGCCUCUGAGGAAUCUCUAAGGGGAUUGCAUUUGCAGCAGAACCUUUAUGCUACCAUGUGUCCCCAAAGUUCAUUUCCAAUUUCUUCCAUUCCUCUUGGAAACUGAGUAGUAAGCUUCAAAUCAUGCUAAACAUGUGAUUCAAACUAAAAGUCACAUGAUAGCCCACAGUCCAAGCCAAAAGCUGAUUUUCCUAGGAGAGGUGGGGUUGUGAAGCCAUCUGCCCAUCUUUGAAGUAUCUGGUAGAAACCAUCACACGGCCAUUGAAAUGCUCCUGAACCUGUUUCCUAAUGAAAAUUGUCCAAGAUAUCAGGUAAUAGCUGAUUCAAAAGUAACAGGAAAUCCAGGGAAUUAAAUGUUUACCAAAUAAGUCAUUUUCCAGCAUUCUAAAAACAUUCACAAAAAGAAACAAAUGCCUCAAUCCUUUUUCAUCAGCCAUGAACUUUUCUCAGAAAGUCUGAGUUUGUGAUAUGUCCCACUAAUUUAAGUAAAUGCUGGACUUAACAAUUUAGUUUGAUUACUACAUUAGUGCCCUUCCAUAUACUCUCAUGGCAAGCUGAGAUUAUAAUGGCAGACUUGAAAAAUUAGCUUUAAUUUGCUUUAAUGCAACAAAUAAAGGAGUGUUGAUAACUCUUGCAGGCCUAAGUCAAAAUAAUAUUUACUUGGCAAUUCUCAAGUAUAGAGACUGCAGAGACAAAACUGUUCUAGAUUGUAUAAGAAAAUAUUUUUAAAGACUUGGGAAACCGAACACUUGAGAUUCAAAAGUCUGACUCUCAUAAUCGGAAAAAAUUAGAACACAAAGAAAAAAGAGGGGGAAAAUGAAAAUGUAAAUGAUAUAAAAAAACUCUCAUAAUUUCUCCCUGAUCUCGCAACAAAAUCUUUCAUUAAGAUUUCCCAGACAUAGGAGAGUUUUUCUGCUAAUCGAGGAGAAUUGGACAGGAAAUAAUCUUUUUAAAAUAAAAGGACAAGGACAUUGGGACAAAGUUCACAGCUAAAGACAGGGCUGGCCACAAAGUUUCCCACACCUAAUGAAAUUAGGAUUUUAUGGUAAAACAAAACAAAAACAAAAACCAGUUCUUAUUCCCAGCUUCCCAGAGAAAUCAUUUCCCAAGCCAGACACUUGGGUAGUUUCAACAGUGUGGACCUGUGGCAGGAUGACAUUUAAUUGCCUGACCAUUUAUAUUUAUAAGAUCUACAUUUUAUUUGUUGUUUCUUUAAUGAAUAACCCUUACUGCUCAAUUCCAAUAAUACCUAAUAUUUUGUUGUCAGAUAGAAAAAUCAUAGGCUAUGUCAUAUAAUAACUCUUGAAUCUAUUUUCCUAAAUGUCACAAAUAAAAUAGUCCUUGAAAAAGUUUGUGGAAAAGUAGAACUAAAAAAAUGAGUUUAUUUUGGUGCAAAAAGAUUUGACAACUAUACAUAUGGGAGGUGUUCAAAAAGUUCAUGGACAAUGUGUUUUAUGAAAAACUACACAGAUUUCAAAAUCUUUUUGCACCAAAAUAAAACGUACGUUUUAGUUCCACUUUCCCAUGAACUUUUUUGAAGUAUGCUGGUAAGCUUUAUCAACAGUUUAUGAGUAUUAUCUGAUAAUGCCUUUUUCGUUAAAAGAAUCAUGAUCUCACAGGCAAUAGAUAACAGCAGAAUGGUAGGGAAAAAAAAAACAGGCAAGGGCCGGCUCCUUGUAACACGGGAUUCAUGCAAUGAUAACAGGAAGUUACAGUUCAAAGAAAAAAGCAAAUAGUAUAGUCAUUGGCCUUGUUAUAAAAAGGUGUGCCUUAUUGCCUGUCUCCUGUUGAAAUGACCUUGGUGUGGUAAUGAUGAAAGAAACAAGUCAGCUCUAGUAGAUGCCCAUGGUCUUGUUAGGGACUCGCACCCAUUAAGCAUCAGCUUUGUAUAAAAGAACACAACUAACAUUAUCACAGCUAUUUACAGUGAAUAAUCACAACACUUUGAAAUCAGGUAUUUCCUCCGCAUGGGGAGGAUUUGGACUAGAUGACUAAUCCCAGACUUGCAACCAGGAAACCCAAGCACCAGACCAACACAGCGAUCCUUGCUCACCGCCUCCAUUCAGUUAAGACGACAAAGGCAUCCACUGUCUGCACUUCCUUUCUCAAGUCAACCUCCAUCCGCUUGUAGGAAAAAGUUCUCCACAAGUUCAUUCUUUCUCAAACUUGAUCUACGGUGAAAGUCAGAAAACCUGUUCAGACUGUUGACCAGCUGACUUGAUUUGUUCAGCCAGCACAGUGUUUUGGUUUUCCUUUGUUUGUUGUAUCUUACUUGGUUUUGCUUUCGAAUGAAUGCAUUUAAGGAUAGGAGUUCCACCCUACAGUUGGUGCUAGGCCCACUGUUUCCUGUUACCUUAUAGCUUGGGUAGGCUAGUUGUUUUAUCUGCCUGGCCAGGUAGGUGAAUGGUGUUGUAACCUCUGCCUGACAUACUUUUGCUUGUAUACAUCAUAAACAGUGAUGCCACAAUUUGUUCUGUGUUCCAUGUUGACUGUCCCCCAAUAUCUCAGUGUCGAGCUUUUCAUCUGCCGUCUAAAAUAUUCAUCCACAUAGAACUAGAUCCUACUGCCUGUCACCUUCAUGGGUAAUACCUGUUCUCGCAUGCAUGACAGAGAAAGAACAGGUGACCUGAGCACAUCACCCAUCAAGGGUGCAGUGCGUCCUCCUAGGUACCGCAGGAUGGUUUCUAAAUCUUUUUCUUUUAGUGCGCGUGCUGUGCAGAAGGGAAUUCAGUGGUUAAAUAUCAUUUUAUCCAUAUCACAAACACAGGUAAGAAGUAAGUGACCAUUACCAGGACUGGCAUUUUCUGAAGGAAGAUUGCCACACAUAGACAUAGAACUCACUUGACCCCCAAGGCUCUCUUAGAAGUGAGUGGCAUCAGUGGGGAAGCAAAGGCCAUUAGUUAAGUGACAUCUGCAAAGGUAAUUGAUUCUAGCUCUAACCGCUGUCUUCUCUUCAGAUGAAAAUGUAAGGGGCAGUAAGGUCUCCUUGAUUUAACACAUUUAGCAAUCAUAUCUGAAAUUUAGAAAGCAAAGUGAAAAAUGAUCCCUCGUUUCAUGCUUACAGCCUGUGAGUUCUGGGUUUCCCAUGUACAGGUGGGAAAACUGACUUCUAGAUCCUCAGAGUCCAGAGCAGCAGCCAGUGAACCACAGUCCUGGCUGAAUCUGGCUGCAUGAUCGUUAAGCCUAGGAUGGUUUUUACAUUUUUGAGUGGUUGAACAGUAAUAACAACAACAAAAACACAGCAAACAAUAUUUGUGACACCAGGAAUAUAUGAAACUCAUGGUCUGCAAAUUAAGUUUCAUUGCAGUACAGCCAUGCUUGGUCAUGAGGUAUUGUCUCAGGCUGUUUUCUUGCCACAACGGCAGAGUUGAGUGGUUGGGACAGCCAUGUACAGCCAGCAAAUCUAGAUGAAAUAUUGGCUGUCUGGUCCUGGAAACCCUUUCUGACCUCCGGUCCAGAGCGAUGAAGUGAACUGCCGAGCUGAUACAGCUGGUGCGUUUCACAGGGAGGCCUGAGUCUGAUGUUCCUCCUGUUUGAGCAUUCUUUGUGAUCUGAGUAGAAACACUUUUACCCAGAUUUAUUUUCCGCUUGGCAUCAUCAGAACAAAUGCUACCCAGCUUCAGCUACGAAAGAUCAGCUCAAAUGUAUUUUAUUAUUAUCCUAUCAGACAGCACUUUUUUCUAUUAUUAUAGAUUUUUCUCUCUACCUCUCUCCCAUUUAGGCCCACAUUUUAAAAGGGGCUUGCUCUGGAGAAGAUGACCAGGAGAUUCUUCUCCUCAAGUCUCUUGUUUCUGUGGCCUCAGACCCUUGAAGAACAAGGGCUGAGAAUGUGGCUCUGGGAGGAAUGUGGAAGACAGGGAGAGACUGCCUCUUCUUCUGGCUGGACACAGAGGGUGUGUUGGGGGGAAUCAGUGACAGGAGCCCGUCCUUGAUCUCUGACAUGGUGUUAGGGAUAACAAUGGGAUCUCAGAGGGACACCAGACAGGUUGGAUUCUGAGGCCCAGGAAUUCUGCCCUUCCAAGAGUCCCGUACCCAUGAAGGGCCGGAUGUGGCCAAGCAGCAGCCAAUGAGAACCAAGGUGACUGGAAGGACAGGGGACUCAACCUCAACACAUGACAGAGGAAGUUCUCAGAACCAAGAAUCCUGAGGGUAGAAGAGCAGAGGUGUGGCAGGAGGUGAGCCUCCUUUGGGAGCCGGAAUCAGUUGAGACCAGGGGCAUGGACGACUCGGACCGUCUGAGGUUGAGCAUGCUGCCUCCCUGAGGGAAUGGGAAUUCAGAGCCAGUAUUUGGGGUAAUUUGUACAGAACGUAGAAAAGGAAUGAAUGCCCACUUGAUUUGCAUAUUUAGGUUUGGAUGAGCUAUGCUGUUGGAAGUCCCCAUUGACAAUGCAAAUCACAAAGACAUCACCUCUCCAUCUAAAAGUUCUUGCUGAAUCUUCUGAGUUCUGAUCCUCAAAGAAUUUUUGGAAAUCCUGCAGAUAUUCUUAUGUUGGUGACCUUGUUCUGCAGCCCACCCUUCUCACCCUCAGGGCGUGGCUGUCCCUUCUCACCCCACUCUUGCUUUCUUGACCUGAUGAACUGAGGCCAUAGAUAGAAAGAGCUCUCUUACCUCGUUUAAGCACAAGCAAAUCAGGCUACGGUAUCAACAACACUUUAUUAAAUGCUUGGGAAAAACCAAGAGAGGGUAUGAAAAACUCAUACACUCAUUUCAAGUUACUCACAGGCCUGUUCCCAAGUUCACUUUCUGUUUUUAGCAGAUUUCCAUGUGGCAGCUCCCAGCUUAGGUGGUACUCAUAGCACUUUACUACAGACAUCAAAUUCCUUCUCCAGAGAGAGGAGCAGGUCUCGGCUUUCCCCAGUCUAAAACUCUUCAUUUUGAAUCCCAGAAUGACUUAGAGUGACAAUGUCCCUCUCCUGGAGAACAGUCCACCCCACCCACAGGCUAUGAUCCAACCUCACAAACUCCAACUGUAUGGCCUAUAACCUGGGCUAUUUAUGCUUAACUGAUGCUCUCAACAGCACACCAACAAUCCCAUAAUAGUCUGUGUGUUUAGGAGGAAGUGCUCUCAACAUACUCUACAGACUGCCAAGUCUCCCAGUCUGUGCCUCUGCAUGGUCACUUUACCUUCAAGAGCUAGACACAACCAUCAUCAAGUGCCCAUUUAUUGCUAACUUUUCUAACACAAGAUAAGACUUCUCCAAAGUGGAGUUACAUACUAUAACUCUAGAGAUCCGGUGGCUGAUAACUCAAAGGGAAGUUUUUGUCCUAAGACGGAGUUUCUUUCUCUGACUUCCCUUCCUCUACCAUUCCAACACUCUACAGAAUAGCACCACUGUGAAUCAGAGGAGAAACCUUCUCACCAGGCUGUCAUUGUAGGUAAGAUUUCCCGUGAACUUUUGUUUUUGUUUUUGUUUUUUUUAUUUUUUUGACAGGCAGAGUGGACAGUGAGAGAGAGAGACAGAGAGAAAGGUCUUCCUUUGCUGUUGGUUCACCCUCCAAUGGCUGCCAUGGCCGGCGCACCGCGCUGAUCCGAUGGCAGGAGCCAGGUGCUUCUCCUGGUCUCCCAUGGGGUGCAGGGCCCAAGCACUUGGGCCAUCCUCCCUGCACUCCCUGGCCACAGCAGAGAGCUGGCCUGGAAGAGGGGCAACUGGGACAGAAUCCGGCGCCCCGACCGGGACUAGAACCCAGUGUGCCAGCGCCACAAGGCGGAGGAUUAGCCUAGUGAGCCGCGGCGCCGGCCACCCAUGAACUUUUGAAGACCCCUUGUACGUUCCUGUGUUCCUGCAUUCACUCAGCAAAUAUCUCCUGAGCAUUUAUUAUGAGCUUGGGCAUAUUAGCUAAUCUUCAGUGACAUCAGAUGUCUAGAUUUCACCCAUAUUCUUAUGUAGAAUAAUAGAGAUUUCUAUUAUUGCUUCAAAAAUGCUUACUAUUCCUUUUAAGUUUGUAAAAGAGCAGAGUCAAGAAAUGGCUGAUAAAAAGAAAUCAGGAGAGACAGAGAGGUUGUCCACACCACAGUUGCUUUCAUAAAUGUGUUUGAAAUUAGAGGGUUUUUAAAGACCCAUCCCUGGUAUGGCCCUUCCUGAAUGCUGCUUUUUAUGGGUGGCGAACCUCAGGGAGCUCAGCCGUGUGCAGCCUGUAGCAGACUGCGGACUCGGGCAGCCAGGGCGAGGUCUGGGGAAGCAGGAGGGCUGUGGCUUCCUGUCCUCUCCACCUGACCUCCAGCCUAGCAAAGAUGCCAAGAAUGCCAGUUAAUCAGCUUAUCCCCUGGGAAUUACCCAAUCCUCCCAUUUUGCCAUAGAAACUUAGACCCGCUCCCUGAAGUUGUUUGCCAGAUUGCUUGUUGGUACAAACGUUAGUGAGUUGAGAUCCUGCAGAAAGAAAAGGUUAUCUUUUUUUCCCCCUUUCUUGGUGGCAUUUCAUAAUUUUGAAGCACAGCAAAAGACAUCAGAAUGCCUGUGAGUGAAGAGCUCAGGCUGG